This is a messenger RNA of Carcharodon carcharias (great white shark), 2446 nucleotides long. It is a transcript of the gene sav1, whose product is annotated as salvador family WW domain containing protein 1. The coding region runs from base 356 to 1522 and encodes 388 amino acids. The transcript has 5 exons. The record is from RefSeq and is a predicted model, not a curated record. Gene Ontology annotation, molecular function: molecular adaptor activity; protein binding. Gene Ontology annotation, biological process: apoptotic process; hippo signaling; regulation of cell population proliferation. Lineage: Eukaryota; Metazoa; Chordata; Chondrichthyes; Lamniformes; Lamnidae.
CUGGCUUCGGCCUUCCGCGAGACGGGCGGGGCUCCACCACCUGGUUUCUGGAAUUCCGCGGGCUGUAGAAGGCUCCGCCCCCUGGUUUCCGGCAUUCCGCGAGCCGGGCAGGGCUCCGCUUCUCGGUUUCUGGAAUUCCGCGGGCUGGAGAGGGCUCCGCCCCUCGGUUUCCGGCAUUCCGCGGGCUGGAGAGGGCUCCGCCCCCUGGUUUCCGGCAUUCCGCGAGCUGGAAAGGGCUCCGCCCCCUGCUUCCCAGCAUUCUGCGGGUUGGGCCGAGCGGUCGGGCCUCAGGUUCGAGCUCCAGGCAGGAUGUGGGCACCGCCAUGUUAGAGGGGCGGAGCGCUUUUUUAAAGCAAUGUUAUCGAGGAAAAAAAGUAAAAACGAAGCGUCCAAACCGCCUGAAGUUCAAGGGAAGUACGUCAAGAAGGAGACCUCUCCACUCCUGAGGAAUUUGAUGCCUUCAUUUAUUCGCCAUGGGCCAACCAUUCCAAGGCGGACUGAUGUUUUAGUAGAGACCGGACCUUCUGUUUACCCCUCUAUUGAUAUUGUUUCCCGAAACCAAAGUUUCCUGCGAGGUCCUGUCCAAAGGCCAGCACGUGAAAUCAUUAGACGUGAAAGCAGUAGGCCUUCAGGACCUUCCUACAUCACACGUAAUGAAGUUCCUCAAGAAUAUGGUGUCUCAUCACAAUCCUAUAUAGCUGAAAUUAACUCUGAGAAUGGUGAUGCUGGCCAGCCUGCUGCCCGUUAUUAUUACCCUGAACCAUAUUAUGAAGAUGGACAAAGACGGCGGCAUGUAGCUGAACGUUUCUGGGAUGAUUAUAGAUAUUAUGAUCACGGUCCUGAUCCUUUUCCACGGUUACCACAGGGGCAAAGUAGACAUCCAGUUGGCAUAGGAAGAGUUCCUUCAACAUCCAUGGGAAACCUAACAAAUCAUGGUACUGACGAAUUGCCUCUUCCUCUUGGUUGGUCAGCGGACUGGACUAUUCGAGGAAGAAAAUACUAUAUAGACCAUAAUACUAACACAACUCAUUGGAGCCAUCCACUUGAAAGAGAAGGCUUGCCGCCUGGGUGGGAGCGAGUGGAAUCGCCUGAAUUUGGUGUUUAUUAUGUGGAUCACAUCAACAAGCGAGCCCAGUAUAGGCAUCCUUGUGCUCCCAGUGUUCCCCGGUACGACCAGCCACCACCUCUUGUUCCUCCUGUCACAUAUCAACCACGACAAACCGAUCGAAAUCAACUGGUUCCUGCAAACCCAUACCACACAGCUGAAAUUCCAGAUUGGCUGAAAGUCUAUGCCAGGGCUCCAGUAAAAUAUGAUCAUAUCCUGAAGUGGGAGCUCUUCCAACUAGCAGAUUUGGAUGCUUACCAAGGAUUGCUGAAACUGCUCUUCAUGAAGGAAUUGGAAAGGAUUGUGAAGUCAUAUGAGGCUUAUAGACAAGCACUUUUGACAGAACUUGAAAACCGCAAGCAAAGGCAGCAGUGGUAUGCACAACAUCAUAGCAAGAAUUUUCCAGCAAAUGCCUGACAGCCUAUGCAUUUGAACACUAAAUGGUUUUACUUCAUAAAACAAUUUUGUUUCUAGUGCAAAGUACCAUGUUUGCUGUAUUUCUAAUGAAGCAAAAGAAGUUCAGCUCGGAGGAAAUAAUUUGCCUCUAAAUUUCAACAUUAUGACCAAUGAAACAGAACAUGCUGCAUACAAUUUGUUUCUGUAUAUGUUGGUUUAUCUAUUUUACCAAGUCUUUGUGCAGUCUGUGCCUCAAAGUAAAAGUACAAAUAUUGCUCCAGAAACAGCAAUUUUGCAACAGACAUCAAGGUCUGCUUGUAAAUCUUUAAGCAUGGAUUGUUAACUUUGGUUCAUGAAAUAAGCUAAAGCAUCCAACACUAACUUGGUAAGAGAAUAUUAAUGUGUCUGUGUUUACAUACAAAGCCAAACUCCCAAGGGUUUUCUUGUGAACAUUGGAAGCAAUGUUUGAUAUUGUAAUGGCAUUGUUAUAUGCCAACUUUUUUAAUAGUAAUGACAAGUGCGAAAUCAAACACAAGCAGUUUGGCAUUCCACUGUACUCCUUUUGUCCUUUUAAUUAUUUUGGCUCCAUAUAUUGCAUUCAUUGAAGACAACUUUGUUGCUUGAGUGCAAUGAGGCUUUUUUUGGCUUGUUUAGCAAGCAGUUUAUUAAAACAGACUAGUCAAAGUUAUUUCAAUUCUUUUGCAAAUAAAUCAGGGAUACAAUAUUUUGACUCGUUAUCUAUAAACUGAAGCAUUUUAUACAAACUGUAAUAAUGUUUUGUACAAAUAAGCUGAUUAGGAGUGUAUUUUCAUAGUUGCAAUGCUUUAAAUAGAUCGAAAUUUCACACUGUAUGUGGUUUCAGCAAUUCGGUAGUAGACAAAUUGCUAUUUAUUUUUUAUUUAGUGCAAUAAUAUGUAUAAACUUAAAUAAAUUUCAAUAAACCUU